This is a messenger RNA of Acinonyx jubatus (cheetah), 1029 nucleotides long. It is a transcript of the gene CC1H1orf52, whose product is annotated as chromosome C1 C1orf52 homolog. The transcript is spliced from 3 exons. NCBI's taxonomy places the organism in Eukaryota, Metazoa, Chordata, Mammalia, Carnivora, Felidae. Bases 49 to 597 code for a protein of 182 amino acids. The record is from RefSeq and is a predicted model, not a curated record.
GCAGCUUCCGGUUUCCGGCGGAGCCCACAGUCGUCGCUCGCAGCCGUCAUGGCGGCCGAGGAGAAGGAUCCCCUGAGCUAUUUCGCGGCUUAUGGGAGCAGCAGCUCAGGCUCCUCGGGUGAGGAGGAUAACAGCGAGCCGGAGGAAACAAGUCGCAGGGCCCCAGAUCCUGCGAAGUCGGCGGGAGGCUGUGGGAACAAGGAGGAGAAGAGGCUGCCGGGACCCGACGAACUAUUCCGGAGCGUGACUCGCCCGGCCUUUCUCUACAAUCCGCUCAACAAACAGAUAGACUGGGAGAGGCACGUCGUUAAGGCGCCUGAGGAGCCUCCAAAGGAAUUCAAAAUAUGGAAGUCAAACUAUGUACCACCUCCGGAGACCUACACUACUGAGAAGAAACCUCCCCCUCCAGAGCUGGAUAUGGCAAUAAAAUGGUCUAACAUAUAUGAGGACAAUGGUGAUGAUGCCCCACAGAACGCUAAGAAAGCUAGGCUCCUGCCUGAAGGGGAGGAGACAGUGGAAUCAGAUGAUGAAAAAGAUGAGCAUACUUCUAAAAAGCGCAAAGUAGAACCAGGAGAACCGACAAAGAAGAAAAAGUAGAAAAUGACAAAUCACAAGAAUUUCUGGACUGCGAAACUUGUUGAAACGGUUUUUUGGGGCAGAUUAAGUUGAUAUUUUAAAUUAUUAUGAAACAACAUCUCCAUGAAAGUACAUGUUAAUUAAUAAGUAUUGCUAUGGGAACUUUCCACUGUAGAAUUCAUUUUUUUAUUUAAAACUUUAUUUAAAACUCAAGUGGUGAUUUGUGAUUGUGAAAUUGACAACACUUGGAAGCAUUCUUGCUAUCACAGAGUUGGUGACAUACUUUGAAAGUUUUGUCACAUGUCGACAUGCCAAUGUUCUAUGAACCUUUUAUAAAGGAAUAUAUUUUUAAAGUAAAUAUAUUGUAAUGUACUGUGAACUUGUAGGGUGCUUUUCAACAGUGUUUGUACAGUGUAAAUAGAUCAUGGAAAUAAAAUUACUUAUUCAAUAUUG